AUGGCCUACAACGAUGAUGCCGUUCUUGCAAAACUUUCUGCUUUGAAUGAGACGCAGGAGAGUAUCGUCACUGUCGCUCAAUGGAUCAUGUUUCAUAGGAGAUUUGCCGACCGUACUGGACAACUUUGGCUUCAAAAGCUGAAGGAUUCCGGAAGUAACAAGAGAUUGAAUUUGGUCUAUCUUGCGAAUGAAGUUGCACAACAAUCGAAAGCUCGGCGCAAGGAUGAUUUCCUCAUUGCAUUUUCUCCUGUAAUUGCAGAGGCUACAGCAACUGCUUACAAGGGAGCUACGAGCGAUGUCCAAAACAAAUUGAAGAGAGUUGUGGAAGUUUGGAGGCAGAGGCAGAUAUUCGAGAUCCCUAUACAAGAUGCAGUUGAGGCUCGAAUUGAGGAACUCGAAAAAUCCAGAUCUUCGAACAGGAAAGGUUUGGGCGGAUCCCUAUUCUCCAGCAAUUCAUCAUCGGUACCAAGCGAACUUCAACCCCUUGUAGCACCUCAACAAUCGAUUUCCAAAUUGGUACUCUCUACGAAAACCUCUACAAGUUCUGCGAACCUUGAUUAUGAAAAGCUCACAGAUCCAAAUACGCCAACCCCAUCCGCACCAGUCCAUGCUGCCCGACUCAACGGCCUUCUCAAGUCUUUGGCGAACGCAGAGGGAGCUGUAGCUGAAGUUAUCAAAUCGCGUAACUUGUUGAUUGAAGGAUUGGAGAAACUACUAGAGACAAAUCGCAAUGCCCUAGCAGAAGAGGAGACGCAACUCAACCUCCUAUCCACGCGACGCACCGAAAUCGACACUAAAAAGAGGGACGUGGAAGACAGCAUCAUGCGGGGGUUUGCAAACAGCAGCGAAAGCACACCCGCAGAUGGCAGCCCGGGAAAUCAAAUGGCCACUCCCAAAUCUGAACCUGACCGCCCCGAAGUCGAACCACUUUCACCUCCGUUGCGCCCUGCUAAGGAAGAGUCCAUCAACCAAGAGCCAAUUCUCGAUUUUGACCUUGACUCGUCCGCUAAUGCAACGAAUGGUUCGAAUUACAUAUCCCAGUCCAUAUCACCAACUUCUGGUUUGGAUUUGCUAAGUAGUGUUUCUACUAGUUAUGGAAGGAGCAAUUCGAUGAGCAGUAUGAAGAAGAGGAAAUUGAAUGAUGACUUUCCCGAGAUGGGUGGUGAUGCUAUGGAGGGGUUAGAUGCGGAUGUUGCGGAGAUGUUGAGACAGGAUUCUGGUGCUUCUUGA
This is a messenger RNA of Sclerotinia borealis F-4128, 1230 nucleotides long. Lineage: Eukaryota; Fungi; Ascomycota; Leotiomycetes; Helotiales; Sclerotiniaceae. The record is from the annotation of a GenBank genome assembly.